AUGGCCCAGAUCAGAGGUACAGCCGGCUACCAUCUCGGUGGCCCGAACCCCUUCGGUGGUCCCAAAAAUGAAGUCGCCGAUCCUAGUCCUUUAGACGCGAUUAGGGAACAAACCAGUAAGAUUGAGGAUGUUUUGGAUACAAUUAGCGAGCCCAUUAAGCCAUAUCUCCCUGCCAUCGGGCGUUUCUUAAUUGUUGUGACAUUCCUUGAGGAUGCUCUAAGAAUCAUAACACAAUGGUCCGACCAGCUGGUAUAUCUGAACAGCUACAGGCAUAUUCCUAGCGGGUUGACACAUCUCUUCCUUAUCGUGAACGUUUUAACUAUGGUUAUUUGCUCCACGAUGGUUAUCGUUCGCAAACACUCCGACUACGCUGUUGCCGGUCUCAUGGGUGUUGUUGUCACGCAAGCGCUAGGAUAUGGAUUGAUCUUCGACCUCAACUUCUUCCUCCGAAAUCUCUCCGUCAUCGGUGGGCUGAUCAUGGUUCUGUCCGAUUCCUGGGUUAGGAAGACCAAGGCGUUCGCAGGUCUUCCCCAGCUCGACGAGAAGGACCGAAAGAUGUACUUCCAGCUAGCCGGUCGUGUACUUUUAAUCUUCCUGUUCAUCGGCUUCGUCUUCAGCGGCGAGUGGUCCGUCUGGAGAAUCGGUGUAUCUGUCAUUGGUCUGAUCGCCUGCGUCAUGGUUGUCGUUGGAUUCAAGGCCAAGUUCAGCGCUACUCUCCUAGUUCUCAUUUUGAGCGUCUUCAACGUUUUGGUUAACAACUUCUGGACUCUUCACGAGCACCACCCCCAUAAGGACUUCGCCAAGUACGACUUCUUCCAGAUUCUGUCCAUCGUCGGCGGUCUCCUCUUGCUAGUUAACAGCGGCCCCGGCCAGUUCAGUAUCGACGAAAAGAAGAAGGUCUACUAG
Molecule: messenger RNA, 906 nt
Organism: Daldinia childiae
Lineage: Eukaryota; Fungi; Ascomycota; Sordariomycetes; Xylariales; Hypoxylaceae
Product: Surfeit locus protein 4 like protein
Exons: 4
Coding region: 1-906 (301 amino acids)
Biological process (GO): Golgi organization
Cellular component (GO): endoplasmic reticulum-Golgi intermediate compartment; endoplasmic reticulum; membrane
Source: RefSeq, a predicted model, not a curated record